AUGCUAAGAGAGCGCCGCAUACCCAGAUGGAGAAGAGCAGGCGCCAUCGAUGUCCUCCGUGCUUCAUGGAUAAUCAUCAUCCUAUGGGGCGAGCUUGGAAAGUUCUACGCGAGCGUGUCGUGGUGCAGCUGGCCGGACAGGGCUUUCCGAUAUGUCGACGCGCAUAAUCGACCGACACGCAUUCUCAUCGUUUCCGACCCACAGAUCCUCGAUCGACGGUCCUACCCUGGCCGCCCUUGGGUCCUUACCCGCCUCACGCAGUUCAUCGUCGAUCUGAAUCUGCGGAAGAACUGGCGUGCAACCCUUCGUAUGCGACCACAGAUUGUCGUCUUUCUGGGGGAUAUGAUGGACGGUGGGCGGUACGCAAAAGAUCCGGACGAAUAUGCGCGGUAUUUCGCCCGGUUUCAGUCCAUAUUCUCAAUGCCAUCUUCGAUUUUAUCAUACUAUAUCCCGGGGAAUCAUGAUGUGGGGCUUGGCUACAACCAAGCCUUCUCUUCACGUGCUCGGGAAAGGUACCAGAAGCACUUCGGCGCGUUGAAUCAGGUGCUUGAGGUGUCGAACCAUUCGCUCGUGCUGAUCGAUGCGCCCGGCCUGGUGGAAGAAGAUUACCGACGGUACUCUGCCCAGACGGACUUCGCCUCGUGGCUCCCCACCGCCGGCGGGUCCAUCGAGUUCGUGCAAUCCAUCAAACAAAGUAUGUCAAAGCAACCCUUUGAAAGAACAACGAAGCUUACUACUGCCUCAGAUCCCAUAUUAGAACCUACCAUACUAUUCAGUCAUAUCCCCCUCUCUCGGCCGGAGGGCGCUAAUUGCGGGCCGAGACGUGAAAAGGGCACCAUUCACCGAGGGGCGGGUAUAGGCUACCAGAACUUGCUCGGUCGCGAGACCACCCAAUUCCUAUUAGAGAGUAUAAAACCGGAUCUCAUCUUCAGCGGUGACGAUCACGAUGCUUGCGAGUACUUGCACACACUCCCCGCCUCCACAGGGAAGACGGCUGUCCGCGAGGUGACUGUCAAGUCUUUCUCAAUGGCAAUGGGCGUGAAGCGCCCUGGCUUCCAGCUUCUCUCCAUCGCCCCUCCUCCAGCCGCGCCGCGACAUGGAGAAUCCCAGUGUCUCCUGCCUGAUCAGAUAGGAAUCUACACUCGUACCUACCUCCCGCUCUUCAUCAUCUCUCUCCUCAUUCUUGCAUAUAUGCACAUCUUCAAUGGACGGAAGGGCGCAACAGUCCUUGACGAAGAGGAGCAACAUUUCCUCCGCCCAGCUCAUCAACACCGCUCUAGACACCAUGACCUCACAUCGAUAUUACCCGGUUAUGCACCACAAUCAUUCGGGAAGCUAACUGCAAAGCUUUCCAGCCGCACUGUGUCUCCCGUUUCAACGCCGUUACCAGACACAGAAGAAUUCGCUUUGGCACCGCUGAACGGUCACAAUACCCGUUCCUCCAUCGACCUGGAACUCGCCGAUUAUGGUGAUGGCCUGUCGACGCCUGGCACAGCAUCCAAACCGACCUCACUGCGACGAGGAAGCGGUUACACCCGUUGGGUUGGAAAGGAAAAAGACGAGCUUAGUCUGUCCGACCCCCACUCAUGGCCCACUCUGCUCUCCUCGCUUCUCGCCGCCUAUGCACCCAGGAUCUUUCCCCGAAAUCGCCGGAAAGCAUCGCCGGAAAGCAUGUCCCGUUUGGAAAGGUUCCUGCGUGAUUUAUGGCGAGCCGCCUGGCCACCUCUCCUAUUCACGAUCUUGCUAUGGACUUACUUGUUCUGGACCUAAUGACAUUGUAAUAUAGUACAUAAGCU
This is a messenger RNA of Dacryopinax primogenitus, 1796 nucleotides long. Its product is annotated as Metallo-dependent phosphatase. The transcript is spliced from 5 exons. Gene Ontology annotation, molecular function: hydrolase activity. Bases 1 to 1770 code for a protein of 589 amino acids. Gene Ontology annotation, cellular component: endoplasmic reticulum. Gene Ontology annotation, biological process: GPI anchor biosynthetic process. The record is from RefSeq and is a predicted model, not a curated record. Lineage: Eukaryota; Fungi; Basidiomycota; Dacrymycetes; Dacrymycetales; Dacrymycetaceae.